AUGUCCAUCAAGACGCCCAUUACAGAGCUUUUCGGCAUCCAGCACCCCAUCCUGCUCGCAGGUAUGAACGUCGCUGCUGGCCCUGAGCUCGCAGCGGCAGUCACGAAUGCGGGCGGUCUGGGUGUCAUUGGAGGAGUGGGGUACACGCCGAAGGUUCUGCGCAACCAGAUCCAUGCCAUAAAGAAGGACUUGAAGGACAAGAACGCUCCCUUCGGCGUCGACUUGCUCAUUCCUGCAGUUGGCGGUAACGCUCGCAAGACGAACUACGACUACACCAAGGGUCAACUGCCGGAGCUCAUCGACAUCAUCAUUGAGGAGAAGGCGAAACUGUUCGUAUGCGCUGUCGGUGUUCCCCCGAAGGAGGCCGUCGACAAGCUGCACUCGGCUGGUAUCCUCGUCAUGAACAUGGUGGGCCACCCCAAACACGUUGCAAAGGCGCUCGACGUUGGGUGUGAUCUCAUCUGCGCACAAGGUGGCGAGGGUGGUGGCCACACCGGCGACGUUCCCUCCUCGAUCCUCAUCCCCGCUUGCGUUGACGCGGUGAAGGGCCGCACAUCUCCUCUGACCGGCAAACCCAUCUACGUGAUCGGUGCCGGUGGUGUCUACGACGGUCGCGGACUGGCUGCCAACCUCAUGUGGGGCGCACAGGGCGUCUGGGUCGGCACACGUUUCGUCGCCUCCGAGGAGGCUGGCGCAUCUCCCGCGCACAAGAAGGCAGUUACAACCGCCGAUCAUGGUGACGCGAUCCGCACACUCAUCUACACUGGUCGCCCGCUGCGUGUACGCAAGACGCCAUACGUCGAGGACUGGGAGACCAACCGCCAGGCGGAGAUCAAGGACCUCACCAGCAAGGGUAUUCUUCCGAACGAGCACGAGAUGGAGCAGCACCCCGAGAAGCGCGUUAAGGCAGUAACCUUCCUCAUUGGUUCAGUAUCCGCCAACAUCAAUGAGGUUCUGCCCGCGAAGAAGAUCAUCGACGAUAUGGUAGCUGUCGCUGUCGAACAGCUCCAGACGCGGAGCGCUGCCAUCACGACAAAAGCUAAACUUUAG
Messenger RNA from Peniophora sp. CBMAI 1063, 1050 nucleotides. Lineage: Eukaryota; Fungi; Basidiomycota; Agaricomycetes; Russulales; Peniophoraceae. The record is from the annotation of a GenBank genome assembly.